Molecule: messenger RNA, 946 nt
Organism: Zea mays
Lineage: Eukaryota; Viridiplantae; Streptophyta; Magnoliopsida; Poales; Poaceae
Product: OJ000126_13.10 protein
Exons: 1
Coding region: 212-721 (169 amino acids)
Source: RefSeq, marked validated
GCAGAAGGGCCAAGAUGCAAAACAGCGGAAAACAACUUGCCCUCCCUAUAAGCCCAAAGCACCCGGUCCGCCACGGCGCCCGCCUCCCCUCGCCGGUGUCGCGUGUCCCUCGUUCGCGCACGCCCAGCCCGCCUCCACCUCUCAUGCCGGAGCAGCACCGCAUCGCCGGAGAUCCGCCGUACUGGUGAUCCCCGGAGCAGGAGCAGACGCAAUGGACCGCAUCAUGAUGUCCCGCCCACCCCUUCCCGCCCCGACCCAUGCCGCUGCGGGCGCCGACGGUGACUUCCUCGAGCUCGACGUGCUCUGGCCCGCCUCCCCUUCCGCGGUAGGUCUCGGCCUCCUUGCCGCGCUCCCGGAGGAUGAGGGCAAGAAGAAGAAGCGCGCCGCGGCCGGGGUCGGGGUCGGGGUCGGGGUCGGAGCCCCCGCCCGAUCCGCCGCGCGCCCCGUCCCGGAGACCGUCGCAGCGUCCGCGAUGGCGAGGUCGGCGCCGGUGCGGAUACCGUCGGAUCCCGCGCGGAGGGGGAGGUGGGCCCACGCCGGGGCGGGAGCUGGCGGCAGCGCGGAGGACGCCGGGGAGGCCUUGGUCCCCCCGCACGAGAUCGUCGCGCGCCGCGCCGCCGCGCACAGCUCGGUGCUGGAGGGCGCCGGGAGGACGCUCAAGGGCCGCGACCUCCGCCGCGUCCGCAAUGCCGUCCUGCGCCGCACCGGCUUCCUCGACUGAGGCGGAGGCGAGUCGUCACGUCGCUUUCGCGAUAAAGUUUUGAUCAUGUUGUUUUCUCUUCGCGAUUUUGUUUCCCGAUGAUGUGUUUCUGGUCCGGCUACUUUGAUUCCUUCCCCUGCCGAGAGGGGGUUGGGAAAAAAUGAGGUGAGUUGAGGUGAACGAGCGACGACGUAAUUACCUUGCUGUGUUGUUUCAUCACACAUAUAUGGAAAUUUUGGCCCUUAU